Molecule: messenger RNA, 2044 nt
Organism: Misgurnus anguillicaudatus (oriental weatherfish)
Lineage: Eukaryota; Metazoa; Chordata; Actinopteri; Cypriniformes; Cobitidae
Gene: rab34a
Product: RAB34, member RAS oncogene family a
Molecular function (GO): GTP binding; GTPase activity
Source: RefSeq, a predicted model, not a curated record
AUUUGCAUGUAUUGCUUCCUCAGAUUAAACAUUUAAAAUAUGAGGUGUAUGACACAAAACGGGAAAGACUAAAGUUGGUUAAGAUAUUUGACAAGAUUACAUGACAAAAAAGACAAACUACAACAUAUCGGGGAUUUAUUUUUCUUAGCAUUUUUUUUGUAUUGCAGAGCAAAUGGUUCACAGGACAUAAAGCAUACAUUGACUACGUCAAUUAUUAUUAUUAUUAUUUUGCUUUCGACUUCUUAAAACGUGUUGUGUGCCAACCCUCUUCAAAAUCAUCCCAAAGCUGAGCUUCAGUUUACACACAUAAGUCUUUAAUACAUUUUAAAUAAUACAUUUAAAUAAAGAUGUCAUUUUUCCAAAGCAGGACAACAGUUGUCCUCUACUGUAAAUGCUAUGAUAACACUAGGGGGCUGUAGGGAGCCUUACCUAUCCGUCUUUCCUACAUUUGGUAAGAUUGCUGGAGAAAUCCAUCUGUAUGCAGUUCCCGUCGCUUCCGUGGGUCGCAGUAUCCUGCAGUUUUCUUCAGAAACUUAAGAACUGUACGCGAUGGAUGAAUGCUAAAAACAUCGUUUCCUUUGAACUUUUCCUAUGUAUUUCUUCUAUAUGCAUUGAUAAAAGCGCUUUAAACGAUAUCAGGUCUCAGGAAAGCAGCGCUUUACAACCACAUCAUCUUUUCGUGACGAGAAACCCCAUCAUGAGCGUUCUGCCCCCCGUGAGAAAAGACCGAAUUAUCGGACAGCUUCCUAAGUGCUUCAACAGAGGUGCCGCUUUGCACACGGAAAAUGAAUUUCACAGCAAGGUUAAGACGGCUUGUCAACAACAGAGAACAGGGACAGUGGGCAGGUUUAAAAUCUCCAAGGUCAUUGUAGUUGGCGAUCUGGCUGUAGGGAAAACCUGUUUAAUUAAUAGAUUUUGUAAAAAUGUGUUUGACAAGAAUUACAAGGCCACCAUUGGAGUGGACUUUGAGAUGGAGAGAUUUGAAGUUCUUGGGGUCCCGUUCAGCCUCCAGUUGUGGGACACUGCGGGUCAGGAGAGGUUUAAAUGCAUUGCCUCUACGUACUACAGAGGAGCUCAAGCGGUUAUUAUUGUGUUUGAUCUGACUGAUGUGGCAUCACUGGAGCACACAAGGCAAUGGUUGGAGGAUGCAAUGAAAGAGAACGACCCUACAAGUGUAUUACUCUUCCUGGUUGGCACAAAGAAAGAUCUGAGUUCCUCUGCCCAGUAUGAUCUAAUCGAGCAGGAUGCUAUGAAACUGGCCGAUCAGAUGAAAGCAGAGUACUGGGCUGUAUCUUCUUUAACUGGUGAGAAUGUGAGAGAGUUUUUCUUUCGAGUGGCAUCUUUAACGUUUGAGGCGAAUGUUAUGGCUGAACUGGAAAAAAGUGGCUCCAGACGUAUUGGGGAAGUUGUUAAAAUCAACAGUAACCCAAACAACUUAUAUACAACUUCCAAGAAGAAGCAGUCCAACUGUUGUCAGUAAAGAGUGAUCAUGUGGAAAUACAAAAAAUGCACUGACCUAUAACGGUACCAAAGCAAAUCAUGCAUAUGUACAGUGGAGAAAAGUGGUAGACAUUAUUUCAACUUAAGGAACGUACAGUGAACAGUUUGGUUUAUUAUUAUUAAGGUGGAGCCGAUUCACUGCGGGAUGAAUGAAAACACAUUCUUUUGUCAGCCUUUUUUAUCCAAGUGGUCUAUGCACAUUUUUGUUUUUGCAUUAACUCCAAGUGUAUAUUUCUUAUAUUAGUGAUUUACAAAUACAUUUUCUGUAUUUUGCAUUUUUGCUUAGUUUACAGUCAACAGUGAUUUUAAAAGGUACACAUGAGGAUUAUGCGCGAAUUGCACAAAAAAUUUAACAAACAUAUUUUUCUAUAUCAUAACAAAUCAUAUUGUUAAAAAGGGUAAUGAAAGUAUUCCUUCACCAUACAUUCCUUCAUAAAAUAUGCUGUAAGAACAUUAUGUAAGUAUUAGAAGUUUACAAAGCUGCAUGAAUCAUUUCUUGUGCUUGACAUUUUUUAUUCUAAAUAAAAUGCUUUUACAAUUUUUA